CGGCGGCGGCAGGUGGGAAGAGUGGCACUCCCGUUGAAGCCGCGGGAACUGCAGUUCCCAGCGUCCUGUGCGUCGUGACGUCACCCGGAAGCGCUCCGAAUGCGCGGCCGCUGCUAUGGUAUGGGCCGCUGUCGCUGUAGACGCCCUGGCGUUGAUGUCAGUGGCUUCUGCCGGAGCGGGUUUCCAAAACCUGGAGGCGGACUUCCAUCACGCUGAGGGAGGACUGCAUGUUGAUGGGAGCAGCGAGGACCGGGUCUUCGUCCCGAUGGUCGGCGUAUGUCGGGAGUCCUGGUCUUUAAGAAGCGGAGUUGGCGGGUGACAGUGAUUCUUCUUUGAAGAACCUUCUUGGAUGAUGACGCGAUGGGAAGAACUGCAGCUGGAUCCUGGUCCGGAUUUUCCACGAAAACCUGGAAAGUUCCUCGUGACUGAGCCCCGGAGGGAGCGGAGGUAUUUCGACUGUAGUGAACUUUGAGAUCAGUCACUGGCCAGUUGUUGUUUUUUUUUUAUCGACGGAGGACUUUUACCUGCCAAGCGAGCGUUGCGGCGAAUAUGACAACUUUUUUUCAGGUCUUUCCUCCGUCUCUCCCUCGUCGUCUUGGGUGUCGAGGUUGCAGUCUUCUUCGACAUGGAUCUGUCAUCCAGCUCGAGAUGAAACAUGACGAACGCGGAUAUGAAUAGUGUCAAGAGCACUCAGAAGACGAUCCUGCCACCAAUUGACCAUGGUGCUCGGAAACCUCUGGAUGUCAGAGGUAAGCAGCAAACUCUCCUGCCGCCUGUCUCCGGGGGCCAGCAGAGGAGCCCUCCGGGGCCCAGCACCUACUUGCACGCUUCAUUGCCACCAAUCUGCGAGCCCUCGCAGAAAACGUCUCAUCAACAUGCUACAAAGCAACAUGAGGGUCUCCAGGUAAGCAAAACCUGCCCUCAGGAAACCUCUCAUCCCAAUGAGAAGCAGAGAGGCAACUUUGCAUCCUCUGUCAACAGAUCAGGCAUGUCCCCCGAAGAUGCUCUGAGAUAUUUCAAGUCAUGUGUGACAGAGUAUGAGCAGAAAGAAAUCCAGGAAUACAAAGAGUUGUGGUACCUGGGAAAGAAGGAAAACAAGAUCCAUAGCUCAAAUGUCCCCGAAGACCAGGAUGUCAAGUCCUUCGACUCUGACUAUGACUCAAAGGACGGACUCUACCAAGCAAAUAACGUACUACUCUACAAAAAGGAUGGUGAAAUGCGAACAGUAGUUACUGACUUUGGAGUGAGCUACUCUGUGGAUGACAGAGAUCAUCUCCUCGGCCACACUCUGUGCUACAUGUCACCAGAGUUGCUCCUCGGCAAAAAGUGUGGCCCGGCCAUUGACAUGUGGAGCCUGGGCUGCAUGUUAGCUGAACUCCACUUUGGUCACAAUCUCUUUCGUGGCCCUGACGUUGGAAAACAGUUCAAAGCUAUAAUGGAUGUGCUGGGCGCCCCUCCUAAAGAGCUGCUGGCGGAGCCAUCUAGAAGAGACGAUUUGUUUGGCGUCACAUUGAAGAGCAACCAAAUACCACAACCCAGGACCACUCUGGCGAAAGUGCUGAACUCUAAGAAUGCCUACUUUGUCGAUUUCAUUGAGCGCUGCCUUCAAUAUGAUCCAAAAAAGCGCAUGACACCAGAGGAGAUACAUGUGCCAGUGCCCUCCAGCAACCAAAAACCUGUCCUGCGCCUGCCGCCAUUCCAGCAAGCCAAAAAACGGUGACCGUUAAUACUACAGUUAAAUAUCACAUUUAACUUCCUGCACAGAUAAACUGAGGAAAACAUCCACUCACAUACAUAUGUGGCUCCUACAUUAUGUACAAUACACAAUAUAGAGAGCACAAUCAAGCAUCUAUCCUUUCUACUGGUAAGUGUAUAUUAUUAAUUGAGAUCCACCAUGUCUUUUAUUGGAACCUGGAAAGUGUCCACACUGAAAACUGUGGUUUGACUGGCGUCAACAACCCAGUGCGGAGUAACGUAUUUGGUGCGGUUCAUCUGGAUGCUGAGUAAUGCAGACUGCACGGACAACAUCCCGAGUUCUCAAAUGGGUUGUUAGGAUGUUGCCAAUAAACCACCUCCAGUUCAGUUUCCUCUGAUGAGAUGACAGACCAACUGUUUAGAAGUUAGACAGGUGGUUACAUUUCGAAGUAGUUAUCAGUGUAGUACAGUUAAUGUACAUAAGUACAGUCACUGCAAGGGGGGGG
This is a messenger RNA of Scophthalmus maximus (turbot), 2201 nucleotides long. Its product is annotated as dual specificity tyrosine-phosphorylation-regulated kinase 3. The record is from RefSeq and is a predicted model, not a curated record. Bases 656 to 1720 code for a protein of 354 amino acids. The transcript has 9 exons. Gene Ontology annotation, molecular function: ATP binding; protein serine/threonine kinase activity; protein serine/threonine/tyrosine kinase activity. Lineage: Eukaryota; Metazoa; Chordata; Actinopteri; Pleuronectiformes; Scophthalmidae. Gene Ontology annotation, biological process: peptidyl-threonine phosphorylation; peptidyl-serine phosphorylation.